CCGAUACACCGCUCAAUCGCCCCGGCUUCGGACCAUGCUUACGACUCUCUUCGCUCAAGAUCUCUUAGCCUAGAUGCGUCCGCUUACAGGGGCUGCAUUAGUAUGCGCGACGCCAUCUCAUUGUACACGCCUCGUUCGACCCGGUCUUUUGAUGGCAAUGCGAGGUUCCAGAUUGUCCUGCAACAUUUAGUAGAUAUUAUCGACUGGAAUAGUGCUUCCCCGGCCCUCCCACAGAGGGAGCUUGAUAUUAACCCAUUUUGGACGGACACGCGUGAAGGGAGGAGCCUGGCAUCCGGCAAAGCCAGUGACUAAGGCUUGCGUCGUCCAGCAAACAGCAUAUAUUCGAAUCAAACUGGAUGGGCUCAGACUGAGACAAGUUGGUGCAGGCAUGUGUGAAAGGACAGGGAGAGAGCGGACGGGCGCUACGAGCUUUCUUUAACCCAGGACUUUGAAGUGUCGUCC
This is a messenger RNA of Aspergillus vadensis CBS 113365, 462 nucleotides long. RefSeq lists its product as uncharacterized. Lineage: Eukaryota; Fungi; Ascomycota; Eurotiomycetes; Eurotiales; Aspergillaceae. The coding region runs from base 103 to 312 and encodes 69 amino acids. The transcript has a single exon. The record is from RefSeq and is a predicted model, not a curated record.